AUUUUUACCACCGUCCGUUUCGGUUACCUGUUCAAAGGUACUUGUAAAAUUCAAACUAGAAGUAGCUUUUUAGCAGGAGUAGUGUUCCAUCCAUGCGGAGGCGAUGGUAGAGCCUACACCGAAGAUCUUGUUUACAUACGAAAGCAUGUAGGGGCCAAGCAGUAGUCAGUUAGUGUUUUGUGAGCUGAUUUCGAACACAAGUUGCUUGCAGUCGUAGUGUUUGUCAUACAUACUGUACACGUAUGCUAAUUCAUGUGUAUUAGCUGCGCAAAGUUUUCGAUGCCUUUUAUUUGGCUUCGAACCGAUCUUGCGAUGAAAAAAAUCUAGUAAUCGAACUGUGCCCCAGAUUUGACCCAGCCAAUACGGUUCGUUUCCCACUUAUGACGGUCUUAGCAGGAAGUGAUCGGUGUCAAACAACACCUGUUGGCUAAUUUAGUCUGAAAAAAAAAAGAAAAGAAACGAAAAUAACACUUCAUCGGCAUGUCAAAACGUCAUCGGAGAAAGCUUCCUUCAGUCGAUGUCUCAGUUCUCGAGCAACCACUAAAUCUCGGAGAAAGCGAUGCCGUUGUCCUUGCCAAGGCCUUGCGUGAUGGUACAUCCGAAAUUCAGCAUGUUCUAGUCAACGAAUGCAACGUCAUACUGGAGUGCCGAGUGUGUCGGGCUUUGUUUCGCUCGCUGGCAAAUCUGCUUUCGCACAAGAGACAUUAUUGCCGAGCUAGCCAUUCGGAUAGACCAGCGGUAGCUGUUGGUGGACGGAAUCCUGAAAUUACACAAAUCGUACCUGUUUCUAGCUCUGUAGCAGCACCAACUCAUGUUGUCAGACAUCGCGAUACCUUGGAACACGCGUCUUCAGAUAGGUUAGCGAGUUCUCAUCAAGAGAAUUCUCGAGACCAGAGCCGAAAACACACACCAGCGGUUAAACGUCGCACAGAUACGGCUGUAUUGACGGUGACACGAAAUUCUCGAGAAGAGCCUAAAUCAGAGGAACGGGUGCUAUCGACUAAGCCAGCAGAAGGUUCAACAAAGUUUGGAACAGCCACGCCCCUUGACUCAACUUCUGCCACAGUCAGUCAACUCGAUGCCGAAGACUCUCCGAAACCUCUAGGUCAGGUACAACGUCUCUCAGUCAGUUCUGCUUCAUCAAAACUGGGCAGCGAUUUUGUUGUCGAUGGAGCAGAAACCCUUUCAUCGAAAUCAAUUGAAAACGACCAUUGUACGGAUAUCUGUAUGCGUACCUGGCAGUGUUUUACGUGUCAUCUCGCUUUUGAUAAUAGCUACCGAAUGCGACGGCAUCUCGUCUACGAUCAUGGAACUGAAGUACGGUACCAUUUGUGCCCGCGAUGCGGAUUUGAGCGCGAGUACUUUUUUGAGGUUAUGCGACACCUCCAUACAGAGCACGGCCUCGGAGCGAAGCAGCUGGCUGAUCUAAGGGAGGACGUCCAAGACCGGGUGCGCUACAGACCGAGACAGAACUCAUUGUUGGGGUUAUCUAAUGAACAUUAAGUGACACGAAACUUUGAGAGAAAGCUUGAUAUUCUGAACUGGUCCAAGAAACACCAGAACUUUCGGUAAUAAGUUAAAGCAAAAUUUUUACAUAACUUAUUUUUAAAAUGAGAUGCCAUUUGAAGAAUAUUGUUAUAUAUUGACAAAUCUGUCGCAGAUCCCCAGUCGUUUAUCCUAUGAGAAGACUUUCAUACUUAAACAUUGGGCUAACGAUAUAUCACAGAAAUAUCAUUCCGUUGGAGCUAAUCAGCAUUCUUAGUUCCAUUUAUGCCCUACGUACUGCUGAUGCAGGACAAUUAUGACAUUUCUCAAUGAACGUUGACUUCUUAUGGGACUUCAUACUACGGGUUUUGCAUUUUUGCAGGAUCGACAAAUCUUUGUCAUACGCACACGAGUAAAAUGUGCUCAUGAACAAAUAGUUUAUAAUCUCAUAGUUUUGUAUAAUAUUAAUUGUAGAAUCAAUUCGAUCGGAAAAAUCGUACUAUUCCGUUGGGUUGUAAUUACAAUUUCGUACUUAGCAAGCGAUGAUCGAAAUAUUAUAUUGUACGUCGCCGUCUACAUCGCUUGAACCGUUUAAUUCUAUAUCGUUCGUUUGAAACUUUCACGCCAAAAUUUCCUGUGAUACCUAUAAUAUUGUAUAUCGCUUAUUCACACUAUCAAUCCAUGUACUGUAUUUCUGCGAUGUGUAGUCUUAAAAAAGCUGCAAUUGUGAAUCAUUAGCAGAUGUACUCUGUGGUGGUCGAGAUUUUACGCUUCAGGUACUACCAUAGUUGAAAGAGCAGGCGUGAAUGACGUGUUUUAAAAUGAAAUUAAUAAUAGGGGUCAUAUUAAAAAUGUUACGAUAAAAAUCUAACGCUGUUUUUGACAAAACUAGGGGGUGUUAGCUCAAAGUAAUUUGAGCCAGACUACAUGUGUCUAGACCGCUGUCAAUUUCUCGAUGAUUAUUUCGAUGAUUUAAAAUGUUCAUGUUUACAAAUGUAAAAUUAUUUCGAAUGUCGACGUGAGGUCUUGGACGCCAAGUCUCUGGUUCAAAGUAUUAGGGGUCGCUGCUUCAAGUUCCGCCAACGACAGAUGCAGCUACACAGCCUAUAUGAAUAGAAGGGUUUUUCAUUUUUUUUUUUCAAAUCAUGGAGAGAAAGACUACAGUUUUGAAGGGGCAAGGUGUAAAAAAUAGGUAAGCCUUUUGGCACCGCCAAGGCUUUGUGUAAAUGCCCGUCUGAGCGGGUCUUUUGAAUCGAUAUGUUUUCGUAUUAGAUAACCUGAACUGGUUGCCUGACACUCUCGGAAGUGUUAUUUCACUGUGCUUUACUAAUGCACGAUUCGAGUUAGCCAAGUGCAUUUGCUCAUCAUUGUAACGUGCUUAGUACGUCUUAAUUGUGUGUCGAAUUGUAGAAAAGCGAAAUAAACAUGAUGCUACAUUAUGCCGUUUUUGGAUGAAAACUGUUUCUUUUGAACUGUCAGGUUGGUCCUUUUAUACGAUACAAUUAGGCUGUCUAGAA
Molecule: messenger RNA, 3002 nt
Organism: Varroa destructor (honeybee mite)
Lineage: Eukaryota; Metazoa; Arthropoda; Arachnida; Mesostigmata; Varroidae
Source: RefSeq, a predicted model, not a curated record